This is a messenger RNA of Hydractinia symbiolongicarpus, 808 nucleotides long. RefSeq lists its product as uncharacterized. The transcript has 4 exons. The coding region runs from base 1 to 669 and encodes 222 amino acids. NCBI's taxonomy places the organism in Eukaryota, Metazoa, Cnidaria, Hydrozoa, Anthoathecata, Hydractiniidae. The record is from RefSeq and is a predicted model, not a curated record.
AUGAUUUUAACCGUUUUAAUGUGUCAAAUAGCAUCACUUCCCUCGCUUUUACUAUGUUGGAAUUACAAGGAUUUUAAGUUUCCUAUAUUCACUCCAGUCAGAAUACAUUUUAGAGCGCAGCCUAUUCAUGCUCACAAUACGAUAAAAGAAAAAAGACUCUACGAAGUAUUUGCUUGUGUGUUCGUAAAUGUAAAAUCAAUUAUAGUAGCUGUAAAAUCUGUCAUCCGGUCAUACUCUUACACAACGCUUUUUAUAAUUUACAAUUAUUUUACCGUAAAAAAACAAAAGAAUGUGUACGGUUUUGGAGGAACAAUUGAACCUGAAUCAUCAAAUGUAACAGUAACAAAUGGCAAUUCAUUAGUGAUAAAAUGGAGAGUAAAUCCAUCAGCCGGUGAGGCUGUCCUAACGUUAUACGUAGAUGUGUUGGCAAACACUACUUCAACUAUCUUAAUUGGUCUCAGUCCAGCUCUAGAACCUGAUGCAAUCAAAUUAUUUGGUACUGGUAGAUUAUCUGCUACAUUUAUGGGUACAACAUACAAAUUAAUGUUAAAGAACGUAACUUACAAUGACACAGUAAAAUUUCAACUUCUAGCAGUUUUUCACAAAGAUAACUUUACAUCCAAAAGAUCCGUAGUUCAGGUAACUGUUAAUGGUAAGUUGGUAAAUUGAAUAAAACUUGGCACGCUUAUAGUACGUCAUAAAGGGAACAAAAUGGCAUCAAUAAAUUUUUGUUUCUGUCAGCACAUUUUCUGUGACGUCAUCAGAAGCUUCAAACUUGGUAAAAAUGCCACUAUCUGCUUAAAAUUUA